This is a messenger RNA of Drosophila santomea, 962 nucleotides long. RefSeq lists its product as uncharacterized. Lineage: Eukaryota; Metazoa; Arthropoda; Insecta; Diptera; Drosophilidae. The record is from RefSeq and is a predicted model, not a curated record. The transcript has 3 exons. Bases 206 to 556 code for a protein of 116 amino acids.
AGAAAAUCAAACGUCUUGCUCGUAAAUAAAAAUCAAAAUUCUUAAGAUUAUUAAAAAUGUAUCACCUUUCGGGGAAAUCAGAGUGAUUGCGAAAUCACCGUGAAGUCAACUCAAUGCAAAUUAAAUAGAUUUUAUACAUAAUGUUGAUACUCAUCGCUGCUGCCUGCUUUUACCUAAUCUUUGGAUUUCUCAUUUUAUAUUUAAUAUGCCUUCUUAUAGUAAUAUGCUUGUCUAUUUUCUACGGCUUCGAUCCGAUGAACAGCUAUUAAAUUUUGUAUGGAAAAGCAACAUGUUUGAGAUUGCGAAAAUCAGAAAAAUCAUAAGGCGCGGCAAGUCAAGUGCGUUUAUAGCAGUAUCCUUAAUUUCCCGUUUUGCCGGCAACAACCCCAAAAAACUCUCAGAAAGGAGGCUUCUAUUGUGUGACCAAGACCCAUUCGUGGCCUUUCUGUUUGCAGACCAAAACCAUCAGAAUGCCCAGCUCCAUGAUGCCCAUGAUGACCAUGAUGCCCAUGAUGAUGAUUACGCUGCACUCGCUGAGCUUGAGCUGGAUUUUUAAUUGGCCUAGUCCAUUGAGUGCUCCAUUUGCCGGCUUCCCAUCUGUGUACUCAUCAGUUAUCUGCUGGCCAAGGUGGCAGUGGGGUGGAUUGCAGGACCAGAUGCCCAACGAUAAUGGACAGCUGAGUUUUGCACUCGGAUAGCAGUAACUGUGAAAACAAGUUUGAAUUGCAAAUGAGUGAAUUGCGAAUGAACUGGGCAUUUUCCAAUUGCUAUUUGAAGAACUAAAUGGGCCUUACGCAGCAAAGGCAAUGUGGAUGGAUAUCUUGGCGAGCAAACCUGCUGAAUCGAUGAAUUUACAUUGUGCACUUUAUAAUGGAGAAAGGAAUGCACGUUUUUUGGAAAGAAAAUAGAGGUUUUAUAUCUUCAUUGAGAGUAAAUUUAAAUAAAACGUGAUAUAAAUAAGA